UCUACCAUGAGUUGAUCAUAGUUGUUGUUUUUUUUAUGUCAAGUUCUAUUUACUAAAUAAUAAUGUCACGAAUCGUUGGUUUUUUUAAAGUAAUUAGAAAUAAUUGGAAAAAAUCAGUUGUUGGUGCUGGUGUAUUAUCUUAUGGUGUUUCACAUGGACUAGAAACUUAUCAAACUAAUUUAUUAAUGAGAUCAUAUUGUGAAGAAGCUGUUAAAUUUGGUGAUGAAGCAUUACCAGCACAUCAACGUCCACGACAUAUUACUGUCAUUUUAAAUCCAACAUCUAACAAAAAAAAAUCUAAAAAGCUAUUUGAAAAAUAUUGUGAACCACUUUUACAUCUUGCUGGAAUUGCUGUAACAAUAAUACAAACUGAACAAGAAGGACAAGCACGUGGAAUAAUUGAAAAAUUAAAUACACAAACUGAUGCAAUUAUUGUUGCUGGUGGUGAUGGUACAUUGUCAGAUGUUGUAACUGGUCUUAUGAGAAAAUACAAUGGAAAUUCAGCAUAUACAAAACAAUGUCCAAUUGGAAUUUUACCACUUGGUGAAAUAAAUAGAACAGCAAAUCAUUUAUUUAAUAAAAAAUAUGAUAAUUUAUCACUAGUUCAUCAAUUAGCUGAUGCAACAAUGGCUACAAUAAAAGGAUCAACUAAAUAUAUUGAUGUUGUUGAGCUUGAAUCACUUGAGAAUCCAGAUCCAGAAAAUCCUAUAAAACCUAUAUAUGCAGUUGGACAAAUUGAAUGGGGUGCUUGGAGAGAUGCAAAUGCUCAAAAAGAUAAAUACUGGUAUUUAGGAUCACUUCGAAGAUAUGCAACAUUUGUAUUUUGUGGAUUAAAAAAUAAUUUAAAUUGGAGUAUUGAUGGUACACUUAAAUAUACUGAUCCAUGUAGUGGAUGUUCUCGUUGUUAUCAAGAUAUUAGAAAUCAACAAAAUAUAACAUCUUCUAAAAAAUGGUGGCAUGUAUUUAUACCUAGAAAAACUGGUUAUUAUGAUGAAAAUAAAAUUGAUUAUAGUAAAAUAAUAAAUAAUAAAUGUGGUGAAUAUAAAGAAAUGCCAAUUUCAUCAACAGAAUUAUCUUUAAUAUCAAGUAAUUUAUCUGAUAAUUCAAAUGAUACACAAUCAUCAGUUAAAAUAUAUUUAGGCCCUGAGCAUGUGACUUAUAUGGAUUUUGUAAAAGAAGGCUGGAGACGAAUAAAAGGUGAAAAAAAUCUAGUUAUUAAAACUUUAGAAGCCAAAGAUAUCGAACUUUUUCCAAACGCUAAUUUGAAACAACAAGGACAACAACAGUAUUUUUCAAUUGAUAAUGAAGAGUAUGAAGUUAAACCAGUUAAAUUGAGAUUAUUUUCAAAUGCUGUAAAGAUUUUUGUAUAAUUAAAUAAUUUAUAAAGUUUAACUUUUUAUUUUAAAACUAUUUUUCCUAC
This is a messenger RNA of Aphidius gifuensis, 1420 nucleotides long. RefSeq names its product acylglycerol kinase, mitochondrial-like (gene Mulk). The coding region runs from base 63 to 1370 and encodes 435 amino acids. Gene Ontology annotation, biological process: protein insertion into mitochondrial inner membrane; ceramide biosynthetic process. The transcript is spliced from 7 exons. Gene Ontology annotation, cellular component: mitochondrion; TIM22 mitochondrial import inner membrane insertion complex. Lineage: Eukaryota; Metazoa; Arthropoda; Insecta; Hymenoptera; Braconidae. Gene Ontology annotation, molecular function: acylglycerol kinase activity; ATP-dependent diacylglycerol kinase activity; ceramide kinase activity. The record is from RefSeq and is a predicted model, not a curated record.